AUGCUUCGUGUGAUGCUGAAACUUAAAAGGUUGAAGGGGGAUAUCAAAGUUUGGAACAAAGAGAUUUUUGGGAACGUGGACACUGCCAUCUCUCAACUCCAACGACAACUUUCGGAUACCCAGAAUCGGAUAUCUGAGUCUGGCUAUACGGACGCCUUGUUUGAUGAGGAGGUGAGCAUUCAAGCCAAUUUGAAUGUUACCCUCAGUCGGAAAAACAGCUUGCUUCAGCAAAAGAGUCGUAUUUCUUGGCUUAAGGAUGGGGAUCGGAAUACUGGAUUUUUUCAAAGAAUGACUAAGUUUAAGAAGAAAAAUGCUUCGAUUUCUCACUUGAAGAUUGAUGGUGUUGACUGUUAUGAUUCGAAGGUCAUUGAGCAGCAUGUGGUUAGUCACUUUGCGGAUUUAUUCAAGGAUGAUGGACAUCCGGGAGCGGAUCAUCUUGAUAUUGAUGCUCUGAUUGAUGCUACUAUUACGGAAAGACAAAAUUUCGAGCUUGUUAGCAUUCCGCAGGAGUACGAGAUCAAGGCGACGGUUUUCAGCAUGGAUGCCAACAGUGCUCCUGGUCCUGAUGGUUUUUCUGGGCAUUUUUUCCACACUUGUUGGGAUAUUAUUCAGGAUGAUGUUGUGGGAGCUAUUCAGGCAUUUUUUCAGUACUCUUAUCUUCCCACUGGCUGUAACUCUAGCACGAUGGUGCUUAUCCCGAAAAAAGAUACGGUGUCAACCGUUUCCAAUUUACGGCCCAUUGUGCUAUCCAACUUUUUCUUCAAAAUUAUGUCUAAACUUCUUGUUGCUCGUCUCAGCGGGAUUGCGGCGACUCAUGUCUCAAGCAACCAGUUCGGCUUCAUCAGUGGUAGAAAUAUUCAUGAUUGCAUUAUGCUGAGUUCGGAGGGAUUUAAUGCCAUGCAGCGAACUAAUAGGGGCUCUAAUAUGGCUUGCAAGGUUGAUAUUAAGAAAGCUUUCGACACCAUUCGUUGGGAGUUCAUUAUGCAGGUUUUGAGAGCAAAUGGUUAUCAUGAGACUUUUAUAAAUUGGAUUUCGAUAAUUUUCAAAUCUGCCCGGCUUUCUAUUCUUUAUAAUGGGCAGCUCACUGGUUACUUUCCUUGCUCUCGUGGGGUGCGGCAAGGUGAUCCGCUUUCUCCCAUUCUUUUUGGGAUUGCCGAAGAUGUCCUUAGCCAUCUUAUUAGCAGUUGUGUGAAUUCGAGACAUCUGGUGCCUAUGAGGUUCAGCCGUGCGACGAACUUCCCUACUCAUCUGUUUUAUGCAGAUGAUAUUAUCAUUUUCUGCAAUGCCACCAUUCGGAAUGCCUGCAAACUGAGACAAGUGUUGAACUAUUAUGAGGGGAUGUCUGGUCAGAAAUGCAGUCAGGAGAAAUCGAAUGUAAUCUUUGGGAAAGGUGUUUCUAUCGCGAGUAAAAGGGAAAUUCAGCGAGCUCUUGGUUUUAUGAUGGGCAGUCUUCCUAUGACGUACUUAGGGGUUCCCAUUUUUGUUGGCAGUCCGCGUGCUAGUUUUAUCAUGCCUAUAUACGACCGUAUCGUACAAAAGUUCGCCAGAUGGAAAGGUUUACAGCUUUCGAUUGCAGGGAGACUUUGUUUGGUGCAAUCGGUCAUUCAGAGCUCCUUGGUGCAUUCGAUGAAGGUUUAUAAAUGGCCCAGAGCGCUGUUGCAUUCGUUGGACAGAAAGUGCCAAAAUUUCGUUUGGACUGGGAAUGUUGAUCAACGGCCUAGCUGUUCUAUCAUCAGCUCGCGUUAUCUCACGAGGUUUAGAUAUGCAAAGCGGACUAUUGCUAACUCAUCGAUCUGGAUCGGGGUAAAGCAAGAGGUUAACCCUUUGGUGCUCGAUUCUUACUCUUGUAUUGAUAAUGGCGCCAAUACAUUGUUUUGGACGGAUGACUGGCUGGGAUACAAGUUAGUUGACAGAUUAAGAAUUUCUCAUUUUAUGCAUGAGUUUCUUAACUUCGCUGUGAAAGACUACUUUUUUGAUGGUAAGUGGCACUUCUCUGCUACGUUUGUGAACACUUUUCCGGAUAUUGUGGCGGAUAUUUUAUUGGUGUCUUUUGGGGAUCAAAAAGACCGAAGAUUUUGGAAGCACUCGGUCAAAGGGGAAGUUACUGCGGCGCUUGCUUUCUCUAAUAAGUGUCAUCGUUUUCCAAUGGUCAAAUGGGGCAAGUGGAUUUGGGAGCCUUUUAUACCUGUUCGUAGAUCUAUUUUAUGUUGGAGGGUGUUGCAUGGUAGAUUGCCGACGAUGGAUGUCCUUAGAAGACAAGGCAUGAUUGCUCCUAAUGGUUGUCAUUUUUGUUUAGCAGAUGAAGAAUCCAUUGAUCAUAUCAUGUGGAGUUGUACGAAAGUUAGUCAAAUAUGGAAUACUUUACUGGAUUGGUUUGGAAAGACGGAGCUGCUUAGCUGCAUUGAUAUUACUACCUUUCUGGUUUUUGCUUGGAAUGCUAGCUUCAGUUCGCAAAUUCUCUCUCUUUGGAAAGCAAGCAUUAUAACUGUUAUGUGGAAGAUUUGGGAUGUUCGAAAUUCGGUGGUGUUUGAGGAUACUCAUUUUGAAGCUAGAGCUGUGCUUGCUUUUGUCAAAGCCUUUCUCAAAGAGUUGGAUUCUAGUUUCGCGCGGAUGGGAACGAUCAGGAACACGUGGGGCGACUAUGUGAUUAUGAGGCGGAUUGGUGUCAGUUCGCGCAGGAGUCCGCCCCCGCGUAUGUUAGAGGUUCAUUGGUGGCCCCCGGUUGGUCAUUGGAUCAAAGUGAAUACGGAUGGCUCUGCUAAAGGGGCUCCUGGUCCUAUCGCAAGAGGUGGAGUGUUUCGUGAUAAAUGGAAUGUGGUUCGCGGUUGCUUCCACAUUAAGGGUGGACGAGGGAAGGAAAUCAACCGGCUGAUCUCAUGGCCAACGGGGAUAGACAAGAAGGUUGGUGGCCUUUUGCGAUUGAUGAGAUCAAGCAAGCGGUUUUUGCUUUGCUUGAUGUCGGGGUUUUUGCGAGGAGUGGGCUGGGCUUUUGGAGGUGCUGUUGUUCGGUCCAGAGCUGAGGUGUGUGGCUGGCGGUGGAGGGGGUUCCGGUUGUUGGUUGCGGUUGGGUUGAUGAUGGCUUGGCACAAGCCUUUCGUUGAGCAUCUGGAGAGCGUUCUCUGUGGUCGGGAGAUAAAGGGUCCGGCUGCUGCACUGCGAGGGAGGAGGUCUUCAUCAUUGCUGUGGUUUUCGUUGCUGCUCAGUUUCAAAGGUGCUGUGGUCUUCUUGGAGGAGGUUGCGGUGGGGUUGCUGAUGGCUUCACUCAAGCCUUUCGUCGAGCCUCUGGCGAGCAUUAUCUGUGGUCGGGAGGUAAAGGGUAUUGCUGCUGCGAUGCGCGGGAGGAGGUCAUCAUCAUAG
Molecule: messenger RNA, 3357 nt
Organism: Salvia miltiorrhiza (redroot sage)
Lineage: Eukaryota; Viridiplantae; Streptophyta; Magnoliopsida; Lamiales; Lamiaceae
Exons: 4
Coding region: 1-3357 (1118 amino acids)
Source: RefSeq, a predicted model, not a curated record